Molecule: messenger RNA, 1406 nt
Organism: Phalaenopsis equestris
Lineage: Eukaryota; Viridiplantae; Streptophyta; Magnoliopsida; Asparagales; Orchidaceae
Product: UDP-glucuronate 4-epimerase 6-like
Source: RefSeq, a predicted model, not a curated record
CCCUCCUCCUCCCCCCCCUCCUGGUCCGACCUCCACUGGCAACUCCAGGUGCGCUCCUCCGCCACCCCCCGCCGCCCAUCCGGCCUCACCGUCCUCGUCACCGGAGCCGCCGGCUUCAUCGGUUCCCACUGCUCCCUCGCCCUAAAAAAACGCGGCGACGGCGUCCUCGGCCUCGACAACUUCAACUCCUACUACGAUCCCUCCUUAAAACGCUCUCGCCAAGCCCUCCUCUCUCGCCACUCCAUCCUCAUCAUCGAAGCCGACCUCAAUGACUCCCCUCUCCUCUCCCAUCUCCUCUCCUCCUACCCUUUCACCCACGUCCUCCACCUCGCCGCUCAAGCCGGCGUCCGCUACGCCGCCAAAAACCCCCUUUCCUACAUCUCCUCUAACCUCGCCGCCUUCGUCUCCCUCCUCGAAGCCGCCGCCAAAUCCUCCAACCGCCAACCCUCCAUCGUCUGGGCUUCCUCCUCCUCUGUCUACGGCCUCAAUAAAAAAUCCCCCUUUUCCGAAUCCGACGCCACCGACCACCCCGCCUCCCUCUACGCCGCCACCAAAAAAGCCGGCGAAGCCAUCGCCCACUCUUACAACCAUAUCUACGGCCUCUCUCUCACCGCCCUCCGCUUCUUCACCGUCUACGGCCCCAUGGGCCGCCCCGACAUGGCCUACUUCUUCUUCACUAAAUCUAUCCUCGCCGGCAAACCCAUCACCAUCUUCCGCACCCCCGACGGUAAAGACGUCGCCCGCGACUUCACUUACAUCGACGACGUCGUUAAGGGCUGUCUUGGAGCUCUCGACACCGCCGGCAAAAGUACCGGUACCGCGGGCGGCGGCCGGAAGUCCGGCCCCGCGCCGCUCCGAAUUUACAAUCUCGGGAAUACUUCCCCUGUUCCUGUAACAGAGUUGGUCUCCAUUCUCGAACGGCUUCUCAGCAUGAAAGCCAAGAAGAACAUAGUGACGAUGCCGGAUAACGGCGACGUCCCGUUCACUCACGCUAACGUCAGCCUCGCCGCCGUCGACUAUGGUUACCGGCCGACGACUGACCUCGCCGCCGGGUUACGGAAGUUUGUUAGGUGGUACGUUCAUUACUACGGAAUCAAGCUUAAGCGCGGCGGCGGCGGCGGCGGUGGUGAUAAGGUUGUGGGGGAAUAGAGGGUGUAAAAUGUAAAUUGAUUGAGGGUAUUUGUGAAAAUGUGAAAUAAUAUUUUAAGCCGUGCGUGUGUAUUAUGCUAUUAAAGUUGAUAAUUUUGAGAAUUGCAAGGGGGGGAUUUAGAGGAGAGAAUAAAUGAUUAGAAAAAUAGUAGCAAAAUAUUCAAAGUGGGGGGGACGGAAUAAAGAUGAAGUCUCCGGUGAGUGUUGUAAUUGUUAAGGAAAUGGAGGUGUUAAAUGAAAAUUUGUGGUGACUGUUA